AUGUCCAGGUACCUGAAGCAUUUCACCUCUGUUGGUGACAUCCAUAAUGAUAACCAAUGGAAAGAAGACGAGGAAAAGCAGCAGGAACCAGAAGAAAAAACCGAACAGACACCUCAUCCAUUUACGUCCUCCUACACUUUCCGGGAUGCCCUAAAAUGGCUUUUUAGUUGCCACAAGUUUCAGAUAGUCAUUGUGUGCCUCGUCAUUCUGGAUGCCUUAUUUGUGCUAAUUGAAGUCCUUCUCGACUUGGAACUGUUAGCGGAUAAAGUUGAUCAUAUUAUACCAGAGAUCUUUCACUACUUGAGCAUUUCUGUCUUGUCCUUCUUCUUGUUGGAAAUUGCGGGUAAACUGUACGCUUUUCGGCUUGAGUUCUUCCACCAUAAGUUUGAAGUUUUUGAUGCAGUCAUUGUUAUUAUAUCGUUUAUCAUUGAUGUCGUCUACAUAACCCGGGAAGAUGUAUUCAGUGCAGUUGGGCUACUCAUUUUACUCCGGUUGUGGAGGGUGGCCAGAAUUGUGAAUGGUGUCAUUUUAUCUGUGAAAAGUCGAGCAGAAGAGAAGAUCCACAAGUUAAAGGAAAAGCAGGAGACUCUAUUGGCCAGAGUAUCCGAGUUGGAACAACAGUGUUCCCAGCAGGAGCAAGAAAUUGGAAGACUUCAGAAAUUACUGCAGCAAAAUAACAUUUUUCCUGAACCCUAUGAAGCCAAUGUACCCUGA
Molecule: messenger RNA, 714 nt
Organism: Staurois parvus
Lineage: Eukaryota; Metazoa; Chordata; Amphibia; Anura; Ranidae
Source: the annotation of a GenBank genome assembly